This is a messenger RNA of Exserohilum turcica Et28A, 1062 nucleotides long. RefSeq lists its product as uncharacterized. Gene Ontology annotation, cellular component: mitochondrion. The record is from RefSeq and is a predicted model, not a curated record. Bases 1 to 1062 code for a protein of 353 amino acids. NCBI's taxonomy places the organism in Eukaryota, Fungi, Ascomycota, Dothideomycetes, Pleosporales, Pleosporaceae. The transcript has 2 exons. Gene Ontology annotation, biological process: conversion of methionyl-tRNA to N-formyl-methionyl-tRNA; biosynthetic process. Gene Ontology annotation, molecular function: methionyl-tRNA formyltransferase activity.
AUGCUGCGGCGGCUGCCAGGCCUUGCUCGCCCUCUGCUGUCUCCAUGGCGGCGCCAUUACACGGCCGCGACCACGCCCGCUGCGGAUGCUCGCCCGCUGCGCAUCCUGUUCUGCGGCUCCGACGCCUUCAGCAUCGCGUCACUGCGCGCCCUGGUGCAUGUCCAGCAUGGCGUGCCCCGGCUUAUUGACAGCAUCCAUGUGCUCCACCGCCCGGCCAAGCCCACCGGGCGAGGGCUGAAGACGUUGCGGCCAGUUCCCAUCGAGCAGGUGGCGGCCCACGAGCUCAGCCUCGCGACCUCUGCUGUCGACACCUUCACCGGCUGGUCGCCCCCGGCCCCGGUAGACCUCGUCAUUGCCGUGUCGUUUGGCCUCCUGGUUCCGCCUCGCAUUCUCGGCCAUGCGCACUAUGGCGGCCUCAAUGUCCACCCCUCUCUCCUCCCGGACUUGCGUGGGCCCGCCCCAAUUGAGCAUGCCGUGGUCAAAAGGCGAAAGCACACGGGUGUCUCCGUCCAGACGCUGCACCCACGGCAUUUUGACCAGGGCAUUGUCCUCGCUCAAACCCCGCCACCAGGUAUCCCCAUCGCCCCAGGCACCACGUCACGGCAGCUAGAGGAGCAGCUGGCGCACGUGGGCGCACAAAUGCUCGUCGACGUCGUCAAGUCACGCACAUUCGUGCCUCCGCUCCAGGAUGCUGGAUGGUACGCCCACUCCAACUACCCCACGGAUCACGCGCCCAAAAUCACCAAGCGUGACCGCUUCGUCGAUUUGGAGACGGAUACGCUGCAAGACAUUCUUGCCAAGCAACGGGCAUUUGGCGAUCCAUGGUGUAUAUUGCCGAGUGGUGACCGCCUCAUACUUCACACCGUCAUUGAUGCUGAUAUCGCCGAUUCGUCUGGUCACAGGGCUGGUUUUUUUGUAGGGCCCAACGGCAAGGAGCCCUGGUUCCGGCCAGCCUGCGGAAGAAUAGGCAUCCUGGCGAAAAGCACGUACGAGGGAAACAAGCAAGGUCACGGAAAUGCAAAAUUGGUUCGCAUACUAGCCCAGGGACAAGCGCCGGGAUAG